Molecule: messenger RNA, 4751 nt
Organism: Cavia porcellus (domestic guinea pig)
Lineage: Eukaryota; Metazoa; Chordata; Mammalia; Rodentia; Caviidae
Gene: Gpr176
Product: G protein-coupled receptor 176
Exons: 3
Coding region: 720-2375 (551 amino acids)
Biological process (GO): G protein-coupled receptor signaling pathway
Cellular component (GO): plasma membrane
Molecular function (GO): G protein-coupled receptor activity
Source: RefSeq, a predicted model, not a curated record
CGCGCCCCCGGCCGCCUCAGGCACGCGCCGGGAGCCGGGCAACCACCCGGCUGUAGUCUCAACCCAAUGAGGGGCACCCUCCCUCGGCCCCGUGAGGUCAUCAGGCUCUGUCCCUGCAGCCGAGGGGCCAGAGGGGUUUCCGGGAAGGGGAUGCCAGACUGUGCAGAGGCAAAGCGGGCAGGAGGGGCUGCAGAAGGAGGCUUUGUGGGCGGAGGGUCCGAGCCCUCGGCGUCCGGGCUGACAGCCCACCACGCGCGGCGAGGCUGUGCAGACUCCGGUGUCGCGCCCAGGCCGUGGACGCAGACAGGUCUUGGGGGUCCCCUCUGAGCUCUGAUCCCCCGGCUUGGGCAUUUUGUGGGUUUCAUAGCGUCUUCCUGCCUUGAAACCAGCAGGACUGACAAACGGCUUCAGCCACGCUGUCUUUGCCCCCAGUCCCGGGGACCCGAGAGGGGCGUCCAGCUCCUCUAGGGGCAGAGGGAAGCCGAGAGCUAGGAGGCGCCGGGAGCGGAGGGCGCUCUCCGGGACCGCCACACUCCCGCUUCUGUGUGUCCGCGUCAGCGGAGUGGGCUCUCCGCUCUGACCCCUGGCGGGGACCGCGACGCCCGGCGGGCUCCUACCGCACGCCUCCAGGGGGCGGCUGACAGGGACCCGGGAGGGGACGGGCGUGGGGCGCGGCCUCGCCUCCCUCGCACCCCGCCUCCCCGGCGGCGGGGCAGGCGAUGUGGAGACGUGAAGGGACCCGCCGUCCGCCCCGGCUCUCCAGGGCUCCGCCAGCGCCCGCGCGUCCGUCCGCGCCCGGGGUGGGCGGCGAGCGGAGCCGGAGCCCCAGCCUCACCAUGGGACACAACGAGAGCUGGUUCUCCGCGAACGCCAGCGAGUCUCGCAACACGUCGGGCGCCGCGGCGGCGGGCGCGAACCGCAGCGCGCUCGGGGAGCUGGGCGGCGAGGCGCAGAUGUACCGCCAGUUCACCACCACCGUGCAGAUCGUCAUCUUCAUAGGCUCGCUCCUCGGAAACUUCAUGGUACUAUGGUCAACUUGCCACACAACCGUCUUCAAAUCUGUCACCAACAGGUUCAUUAAAAACCUGGCCUGCUCGGGGAUUUUUGCCAGCUUGGUCUGCGUGCCCUUCGACAUCAUCCUCAGCACCAGUCCGCACUGUUGCUGGUGGAUCUACACCAUGUUCUUCUGCAAAGUCGUCAAAUUUUUACACAAAGUCUUCUGCUCCGUGACUGUCCUCAGCUUCCCUGCCAUUGCUUUGGACAGAUACUACUCAGUCCUCUAUCCACUGGAGAGAAAAAUAUCUGAUGCCAAGUCCCGGGAACUGGUGAUGUACAUCUGGGCCCAUGCAGUGGUGGCCAGCAUCCCUGUGUUUGCAGUGACCAAUGUGGCUGACAUCUAUGCCAUGUCCACCUGCACGGAAGUCUGGAGCAACUCCUUGGGCCACCUGGUGUAUGUCCUGGUCUAUAACAUCACCACAGUCAUCGUGCCUGUAGUCGUGGUGUUUCUCUUCCUGAUCCUGAUCCGCCGGGCCCUGAGUGCCAGCCAGAAAAAGAAGGUCAUCAUUGCAGCCCUCCGGACCCCUCAGAACACCAUCUCUAUCCCCUACGCCUCCCAGCGGGAGGCCGAGCUGCAUGCCACCCUGCUCUCGAUGGUAAUGGUCUUCAUCCUGUGUAGCGUGCCCUAUGCCACCCUGGUCGUCUACCAGACUGUGCUCAAUGUCCCCGACACCUCCAUCUUUUUACUGCUCACUGCCAUUUGGCUGCCCAAAGUCUCUUUGCUGGCAAACCCCGUGCUCUUUCUAACUGUGAACAAAUCCGUUCGCAAGUGCUUGAUAGGGACUCUGGUGCAGCUGCACCAUAGGUACAGUAGACGUAACGUGGUGAGCACAGGGAGCGCAGUGGCUGAUGCCAGCCUGGAACCCAGCGUGCGCUCAGGCAGCCAGCUCCUGGAAAUGUUCCACAUUGGGCAGCAGCAGAUCUUUAAGCCCACAGAGGAUGAAGAAGAGAAUGAAGCCAGGUACCCUGGCUUGGCUGACUUCCAGGCCAAGGAGGUAGUUACCACUUGCCUGGAAGGAGAGCAGGUGACCCCUCAUGUGCCACCCCCAGGCACAGUGGACUCUACAUCCCAGGUGGCACCAGCAGGCCUCGUGGAGGCUGACACAUUCCCUGACAAACAUGCCUUGAAAGUUGGCUUUGGGCCUUUUGAAUUGCCCCCUCAAUGGCUGUCAGAGACCCGAAACAGCAAGAAGAGGCUGCUUCCGCCCUUGGGCAACACUCCAGAAGAGCUGAUCCAGACGAAGGCAGCCAGGGGCAGGGUGGAGCGAAAGAUGAGCAGAAACAAUAAAGUGAGCAUUUUCCCAAAGGUGGACUCCUAGCAAGGGCUGUGCGUUUCUGGCAGCACAGGGAGCUUCUAUAUUCCUGCCCUUCACUCUGGCCAUAUGAACUGUGAUGUCAUUGCAGACUUCUGUAGGGUGUUUCUUCCUAUAUGGAACACAUACUUUGAGUGAAAGAGAAAUUAUGUAAAAUCAAAUAUCCUUACUAUUGUGGGAGUAUCUGUAUUUAUCUCAAAGAUCAUGUGCUUGGGUAAGUCUCUGAGGGAUGAAAGCUGGGCACUUUGGAACAGAUCUCAGGGUAGGUGUUCCAUGUGCAUUUUCUGGGGUUUUCUCAUUUCCUUGGGGUGAGGGGAGAAUACUCAAAGAAAAGAGAUCCCUGAGUUCAAAGGGAAUAGAGAUCUCGAAGGCAAGGGUGUCCAACUGGGACCAGUGUGUGACCAGGGUGCAUAGCAGUAGAUGAGCAAAGCUUCAUCUGUAGUAACAGCUACUCUCCACUCUGGGCAUCACGAACGGGGCUCUGCCUCUCGGGGUGUGAACACACUGAGAACUGCACAGCUCCACCUUGGUUGUGUAAUUCAUUCCCUACCCCACCUCUCCCACUCCUGUGUGUGGAAAAAUUGUCUUCCACAAAACAGGACUCUGGUGCCAGAAAACCUGGGGACCACUGCUGUAAGGAAAGCCUAAGAUAAUUAUGUAGUGAAGCGGCCAAAAAAGAUGCUUGUUUGGGUAACAAACAUAAGAACCUUUUAUAUUGAGAAGAUAGGGAAGUGGCAUCAGGCAGCAUUUCUCUGGAAGCCCCAACCUUUAUGACUUACAUUCCCCUGCUACCCUUCAAUCCUUUCUCUGGAAUAUGAGUAAGGAAUGACUGUCUCAUCCCUGUGUGACAGACAUGGCAAUGGACAUGCCCAGGGCUAAAGGAGACUUGUCCUUGACUCUCUAGACAUUCUCUUGGCCUUCCCAAACCCCAGGAAGAGCAUCUGGACCUCCAGCCAUGGUCGGUGUCAGAUAGGAAACACUGCAAGUGCUUCACUGUAAUCCAUUCCUUAAACUUUAAGUGAACAAAAUAUUUGUUCACUUUGUUUUUUAAGUGAACAAAAUAUUUAGAGGUGGAGAAAAAGUGUGACAAACGCUCGUGGCACUGUGGUCUGCUCCACCUGAUCGCACAUGAAAGGUGCUAUGUUAUAAUCUGUAUGAGUAAAAUAUCUGGGAAAAACCACUUUACUCAAGUUUUUGAAUUACAGGAUGGUUAGAAAUGCAAAGUUAGCAUGAGCAGGGUCUGUUGGAAACAUCCAUCAGGCUAAACUGCCUAAUUAGGAAAGGUGAUUCUGUCUGAAAGACUGCAAGGCUCAUAUUCAGUGUGUGGUCCAACUUUGGUUCUCACAGAGCUGUACAGAACAAGAAGAUGCAAUCACUGUAAGCUGCCAAGUCAACACCCAGCCUGGGCAAGCUCUUCACCUUCUUCUUCCCAAGGAAGUUUUAGUAGGAGCCAGAGUAUCUGGAGGAGGGAGGGCAGUGUCCUCAGCUCCCUGGUUCCGGGGGAGACUCCCACAUGCAGUUUGAGUUUGCUCUGGAAUUGAUCUCACCAGGCUGAAUUCAAACCUAGUAUUUUAUCCCUAAUGAUGGCAAAUCAAGUGCCAACCUUGUCUUUCUUUCUAGGACAGUGAUAGUGAACCUUUUAGAGCUUUCAGUGAUAACAGACAGCUCUGGCGCACAUGCUAUAGGUUCUCAGUCAUUGCUGUAGGGUGUUUUGUUCUUUUUAAUGGUCUGUCGAUCCAUUGAGCAAGCUUGAAAGGAAGAAAGUGGGAGUCACAGGUAGAUUCCCACAUGCCCAAGGCCGUGAUCCUAACACAUCCCCUCCUUUAGCUGUGCAGGGCUCUUGUCCCUUGGAGGAAGCUCAGCCUGUAAGAGAGGAGUUUCCUUUUUCUUCUCUUGAGUGUGGUGUCUUGAAACUCCUGAGUAUGAGCCCAAAGAUCCUCACCCCCAGAGUAGGAGCACCUUCCUCCCUGUGUGUGUCCCCUCACAGUGUAGAUUGCUCACAGAAGAAGCAGGACCAGCACCUCUCUCGAGGCUCUGCUGCUUCCUGGACCCUGUGUGCCUGCCACCUGUUGCUUCUGGCCCUACUAUUUAGGCUGUAGCCCUUCAAAUCUAUCUUGCAAAGCUUUCAUAAUUGUUGCAACUUUUAUCAAAGAAAAAAGCAACCAGGAAAUUCUAUCCAGCCUGUCAAAUGUAGUCCUUUGGUGUUGUCCUGACAAUGUGUGUGAGUAUGUGUGUAUGCAAACUAAAUAAAUUCUGAUGAGGUAGAAUUUGGUUGGGUAGAUUUCUCAUGUAUGUUUGAAGCAGAUGGUUAACUUCCAACAAAUGUAUUUCUAUACCCUUUGAAGAACAACAUUUUAAUAAAAAUGUAAAAGCAGUUAAAAA